AUGGGCACGGGUAAAGGACGAGACGAUAUUUAUUCUUCAAAAUGGUUUGCUUACGAAAGUAUGAGGUUUCUACAUGACAGGGAUCAAGCAAGGAAAACCAGAAGCAAUUCACAAAUGGCCGAUGAUGACGUUAAGGGAAAUAAUGAAGACGACACCGAUAGCUUACACUACGACAGCAGUAACGAAGGUGCAGAAAACGCGAUUAUUGAUUUGAACAGUUCUCAUGAAGAAAUUCAUUCGGAUAGACACACGUCACCAAUUGCAGAAGUUAAGAAGAAAGUAUUUGUAUCUCCAAAAAAAUCUGCCCCAAAACGAAAAGCCGGGGAAGAUCCGCGUAUAAAUGCUGCAUAUCAAUAUUUAAAGAAAGCUGCUGAAAGGCCUCAAGAUAGUAAAGAUGAAUGUGCAUCAUAUGGUGAAUAUGUGGCACAUAAACUGAGAAAACUAGAUGACCGCCACCGAGCUAUUGCACAACAUAAGAUUAAUAAUAAUUUGUUUGAAGUAGAAAUGAUGCAGUUGUCAGCCCACGCACAGAACUCUCAGCAUACCCAAGUUUUCCCAUCCAUGUCCUCAACCCAAGUUUUCGAACCACCAAUUACACAGACUUAUAUAGCACGCUUUCCUUCAUUUGAAACGUAUAACAUGCCAAGAUACCAACGUACAGCGCAAGCUCCCGCAUUUAUUCAAAGUCAGAACCUGACAAAUUUGGACAUAGAAAUCCCCACACAUUCGUCUACUCCUGCAAGGACCCAGUCUUCAAUAGGCAGUACAUCGUCGAAUCUUUCUAAUUUUGUAGAAAAUUUCAGCCCCGAUUACGACGAUUAA
Molecule: messenger RNA, 822 nt
Organism: Acanthoscelides obtectus
Lineage: Eukaryota; Metazoa; Arthropoda; Insecta; Coleoptera; Chrysomelidae
Source: the annotation of a GenBank genome assembly